CCCAGAUUUUUAGUUCUGGACAUCCUAUAGGUUCGGUUUUGAGUAAACGUCAAAGGAUUAACACUUCAAUAUUGAAAAUUAUUGUUAAAUUUAUAGCUAUUUCCAUGGAUAGCAGAAAUGAACAAGCUGUCGACAAGCCAUCGACUAGAUUUCGAAUUUCAAUCAAAGAUCACAACGGUGGCUCUUCAUAUGGCGACCACAACCUCUUCACUGCACCAGACAGCACCGAAUCCUUCAAUUUAGGCAGCAGCAUUGAAGAGAAAACGAAGUCUGGCGGACCGUCAAAAUCCUGUAUGUUUGCACAUUGUUUGUUGGCACUGUUACUUUUUCUAGCUCUACCAAAUUCCUCCGAAGCAAGUGAAGUUCUACCAAGAUUAGAAAUACCAAGAUAUUUACUAGAGGGGGUACAAUCUGAGACAUUUUCUUGCAACAGUAAAGCAGGUAGUCAAGUCAGUUGGUCUAUAGAGUAUAAUAAUGGUACAACUAUUUCACCAUACAAUGUUAACCAUCAAACAGUGGAAACAUCAGAGGGAUUUCAAUGUAUUCAUCAACGGUCAUCAUUUACUAAAACAUUUGAUAUUGAUUUAAAUGACACAACUUUAUGUUGUAAUGUGAAAUAUGAAAACCAAACUCAGUUACAAGCCUGUGAACAGCUAUACAUUUUAGAAAGUGACUAUUGUAAAGAUAAGCGGUUUGGUUUUAAAGAUUAUCCGUAUGAUGAUUGUUUUCUUCGUGUUUUUUGUCUCUUUGGAACUCAAUUAAUUGAUAAUACAUGUGAAGAAUCGAAUAGAUGUUUUAAUAAAGAAACACAGUUAUGUGAUAUCGUUCCACCCCAAGGUGUUGGAGAUCCGUACUCAUGUUCACUAAAACCAGAUGGAUUCUAUAUACCAAUUAAAGAUAAAUGUCGACAAUACGCUGUAUGUCAAUCGAAACUAAAGUUUAAUCUUUAUUGUCCUUUCGGGCACUAUUUUACAAAUAACCAAACAUCCCGUUGUUCUACAGACUUAUCAAAAGCUUCAGAACCUUGUUUGUAAUCAUCAAUUUUAUUAUUAUUAUUAUUAUCAUUAUUUAAUGAGAGAGAGAGAGAGAGAGAGAGAGAGAGAGCUUUCUUUUGUAAUCAGUUUUUUAUUAUUAUUAUUCAGAAUUUAUAUCCGUUGAUUUUAAAUGCUUCAAAUCAUUCUUAAAGCGAUAAGUUGUUGUGUCCAGUUCAGUAUACAUUAUUACAUUAUAUAUUUUUUUAUUAAUUUCCGUCUUAGUCCGGACUUUUUUCCGUAUGCAAACGAGCUUCGCCGUAGAUCCCAUAUAAGGUAUACGUUCUAAUAUGCUAUUUAGUGAUUACAUUAAAAAACACAACAUCGUGCUAUAUAAACCAGUGAUUGUUUUCCAUAUAAAUUGUGUUGUGUUUUUUUAAAACAAACCCAUCUUUGUACAUUAUGUAGUUUGUUGUUGUUUAAAGAAUUAUUUAUUGUUAAUCAAGACGUAUGACGUGUAUAUUCGAGCUUUAUAAAUUUUAAAUCCAAAUUUUGGUAAUUUGUAAUCGCUUUCAAUUAAAAUGUAUGUAAUAGUAACUUAUAGCAAAAAUUUUAGUAAUGUAAAUAUUGUAUUAUCAUAGUAUAUACAUGUAGAUAAAUAAAAAAUACUUGUAUA
Patella vulgata (common limpet) is the source of this 1647-nucleotide messenger RNA. RefSeq lists its product as uncharacterized. The record is from RefSeq and is a predicted model, not a curated record. Lineage: Eukaryota; Metazoa; Mollusca; Gastropoda; Patellidae. Gene Ontology annotation, molecular function: chitin binding. The coding region runs from base 105 to 1034 and encodes 309 amino acids. The transcript is spliced from 6 exons. Gene Ontology annotation, cellular component: extracellular region.